GCUAACAUUGCUGGCAAUCCAAAACAAAAGUCAAGAUGGCGGCAAUCGUCUGCUCGAGACACCUUCUCAAAGCAAGUAUGUCGAGGAAAAGGUUUUUUUCAAGCGACGCCGUUCGAAAAGGUCUGAUGGGUAUGAUGGGAAAAACCCCUCUUGUCAGACUAAAUAAAAUGAGUGACGAGACUGGUUGUGAGAUUCUUGCAAAAGCUGAGUUCUGUAAUGGUGGUGGAUCUGUGAAAGACCGCGCUGCCCUUUUUCUUAUUCAAGAUGCUAUUAGAAAGGGUCAGUUGCGUCCAGGAGGGACUGUUGUAGAAGGUACAGCUGGCAACACAGGAAUCGGUCUUGCUCACAUGUGCCUCUCAAUGGGUUUCAAGUGCAUGAUAUUCAUGCCAAAUAAUCAGUCAAAAGAGAAAAUAGAGAUGCUGGAGACACUGGGAGCAAAAGUGAAAACUGUGCCUGUUGUACCAUGGUCUGAUCCCAAUAAUUAUAAUCAUUUAGCAAGACAAUUUGCAGAAACUACAGAGAAUGCUGUUUGGACCAACCAGUUCGAUAAUACUGCCAACCGCCAGGCUCACAUAGAGACAACUGGUCCUGAAAUUUGGGAGCAAACAGGUGGCAAAGUAGAUGUAGUGACCUUUGGAACUGGUACAGGAGGUACUUUAUCAGGAGUGGGUAUAUUCCUCAAAGAGAAGAACCCUGCUAUCAAAGUGAUUCUGGCUGACCCACAAGGCAGUGUGCUAUACAAUUACAUCAAGCAGGGCAAGCUAGAAAGAACAGAAGGAAGUUCUAUAACAGAAGGUAUUGGUCAAGGACGUGUUACCAGAAAUCUAGAAGGUGCCCCAAUAGAUGAUGCUUUACUGAUUCCAGAUACAGAUGCAGUGAACAUGACUUUUCGGCUGCUGCAUGAAGAGGGCUUUUUUGUAGGUGCAUCUACAGGAUUAAAUGUUGCAGCUGCAGUUCAGGUUGCCAAACAAAUUGGUCCUGGGCAUACCAUAGUGACAUGCUUGUGUGACACUGGCCACAAAUACUACAACAAGCUGUUUAGCAAGAAAGAAAUUGAGCAGCGAGGUCUUCUUGAUUGUAUACCCCCAGCAUAUAGAGUGUCCUUGCAUAAUUAAUGUACUUAAUUCUUUAGAGGUGAAAAAGUUAUAGUAUUAUUCAGCUUUUGCUUUGCUCUCUACUGUUCUUUUCCAAGUCUGCUUUGGUCUCACAACUUUCCUCUUCCCCUGAGGGUUCCAGUCAAGUGCCUGCCUGGCAAUUGUGUCGGCUUGUUUGCGCAGGGUGUGUCCUAUCCAG
Messenger RNA from Pomacea canaliculata, 1293 nucleotides. Its product is annotated as cysteine synthase 1-like. Bases 36 to 1115 code for a protein of 359 amino acids. The record is from RefSeq and is a predicted model, not a curated record. Gene Ontology annotation, molecular function: cysteine synthase activity. The transcript is spliced from 3 exons. Lineage: Eukaryota; Metazoa; Mollusca; Gastropoda; Architaenioglossa; Ampullariidae. Gene Ontology annotation, cellular component: cytoplasm.